AUGUCGUCUGCUGUUUCAAAAUUUGAACUGCAUUUUGAUAAAGCCGAUUUGGUGUUCAGAGAUGGAGAGUACAUAACUGGCUACAUGGAAGUUAAUUUGAUUAGUGAAAUAAAAUAUAAAUCAAUAUAUUUUGAACUGAGAGGUAUGACCAUUAUUUCAUGGAAUCAUGACAGCAGCAAUGCUGAUGUAACUGAUGCCAGCAACGUGGACGACGACACUGGAUCAUUCCUUGACAAAGAUCCCAUUUUGACUGUAGGAGAGCAUGUCUUUCCAUUUGAUUUAAAGGUGCCAUGUGACCUUCCAUACUCCUUUGAAGGUCGUUAUGGAAAGGUCAAGUAUGAUUGUGUUGGAAUCAUCGAAAAAUCAAGUUCUGGAUUCAAAAUGUCAGAAAAGAUGACAUCAAAGAGACAAGAUAUUAGCAUCAUGUCGGGACUCGAUCUCAACCUUAUCCCAGAAGCAUCUGCAAGUUUCAUCCUCCUUUGUUACUUUUUCACUUUUAUUUCAGUAUCUAUCCAUGAUGCCAUUUUUUAUUUGAGUUUAUUGGAAUACUUAUAA
This is a messenger RNA of Helobdella robusta, 555 nucleotides long. RefSeq lists its product as hypothetical. Bases 1 to 555 code for a protein of 184 amino acids. The transcript is spliced from 3 exons. Gene Ontology annotation, biological process: protein transport. Gene Ontology annotation, cellular component: cytoplasm. NCBI's taxonomy places the organism in Eukaryota, Metazoa, Annelida, Clitellata, Rhynchobdellida, Glossiphoniidae. The record is from RefSeq and is a predicted model, not a curated record.